GCCGCGGACCCCGCAGGCCGCAGAGCCGCGGCGCCUGGCGUGCGGGAGAGGCUGCGGGGACGCGGCCGCAGCCCGGGCACCCGGGCCCACAGCCCUCCAGCCCUCCCCGACAGCCGGAUCCACUCGCAGGUCUGGCGGGCGGCAGGGGUCCUGCGGGCGGAAGUGAGAAGCGAGGCGUGGGAGGAGGCUGCAGGCUGGGGGCUGGGAUCCCCUCGGCGGCUGACGCGGCCCAGAGAACCGGAGCGAGGACGGCGGCCGCCUCCCGACGCCCGACGCGCGCCAGCCGGGCCUUUUUUGGCGCUGAGGGAGAGCAGACGGGCAGGGCCGCCGCUUUUGGGGGAGCGAGGCUGAGCCGCCGCCCCCGGGACCAGGAGGAGGGGCUGCCUCGGGGGCGCCGCCGCGACCCAGAUAGGUUGGGCGAACGCGGGAGCGGGCGGCGGCCCGUCGCCUUCCUCCUCCUCCGCGGCGCCAUCCCUCUGCGCGCCCAACCCGGAACCCGGCGAGCGCGUGGGGGCGGGGAGGCGAGCGCGCAGAGCUGGCGGGCACCCCCGCGGCCCCCAGCCCCCCAGCCAUGUCGGCCGAGGAGAUGGUGCAGAUCCGUCUGGAGGACCGCUGCUACCCGGUGAGCAAGAGGAAGCUUAUCGAGCAGAGCGACUACUUCCGCGCCCUCUACCGCUCCGGCAUGCGCGAGGCCCUGAGCCAGGAGGCCGGCGGCCCCGAGGUGCAGCAGCUGCGCGGCCUCAGCGCCCCGGGCCUGCGCCUAGUGCUGGACUUCAUCAACGCCGGCGGGGCCCGCGAAGGCUGGCUCCUGGGCCCGCGGGCGGACAAGGGCGGUGGGGUGGAGGAGGAAGAGGAGAUGGACGAGGUGAGCCUGCUGGCCGAGCUGGUGGAAGCGGCCUCCUUCCUUCAGGUCACGUCUCUGCUGCAGCUGCUGCUGUCCCAGGUGCGGCUCACCAACUGCCUGGAGCUGUACCGCCUGGCGCAGGUGUACGGGUUGCCCGACCUGCAGGAGGCCUGCCUGCGCUUCAUGGUCGUCCACUUCCACGAGGUGCUGUGCAAGCCCCAGUUCCACCUCCUGGGGGCUCCUCCUCAGGCCCCCGGGGAUGUCAGCCUGAAGCAGAGGCUGAGAGAGGCCCGGAUGACCGGGACUCCUGUCCUCGUAGCCCUGGGGGAUUUCUUGGGGGGACCCCUGGCCCCUCACCCCUACCAAGGGGAGCCCCCGUCCAUGCUCAGGUAUGAGGAGAUGACUGAGCGUUGGUUCCCGCUGGCCAACAACCUUCCGCCCGACCUGGUGAACGUCAGGGGUUAUGGGUCCGCCAUCCUGGACAACUACCUCUUCAUAGUGGGCGGGUAUAGGAUCACUAGCCAGGAGAUCUCGGCUGCGCACUCCUACAACCCCAGCACCAACGAGUGGCUCCAGGUGGCCUCCAUGAACCAGAAGAGGCUCUAAUCCUGAUUACAGUGACACACUGGGCAGUGACCUGUAAUGCUGUCUUGGGAAGAUUUUGUUGUUGUUAUUGACUUUGAAGCUUUACACACUGGGGCCCCCCAUUAGAAUUGUACAUUGGAUUGUCUUUCUUAUUUUGUAUCCUCUCUUUUGCAUCUCCUUUCCUUCCCAGGCAGUUUCGUCAUUGAUCCAAAAUUUGAGCCUGGCAGUGGUCACCUACAGAAUUAGAACGUUUCAGUCCACCCAACCUUCUCCCUUCCCAUCCUCAAAUCCCUCCCAACAUCCCCUUGGGUGACUUGAAGGCAGGAGAAGGAGGGGAGGGAGAGUAGGGAAUGGAGCUAGGAAACGAAUAGGAAGAGAAAAAAAAAAAGGAGCAGAGCAAAUACAGGGAAAGGUGGUAGGAAAGAAAGAUGGUAGGACUCAAGAUGGCCCAGAGCCAUUCACACACAAGUGGGGAGAAGAAUCAGUGUGACCCAGGAAAGGACAGGCAUACCCUUCCUUCU
Ailuropoda melanoleuca (giant panda) is the source of this 1950-nucleotide messenger RNA. Its product is annotated as kelch-like protein 42. The record is from RefSeq and is a predicted model, not a curated record. Lineage: Eukaryota; Metazoa; Chordata; Mammalia; Carnivora; Ursidae. Gene Ontology annotation, molecular function: protein binding. The transcript is spliced from 2 exons. Bases 572 to 1450 code for a protein of 292 amino acids.